Messenger RNA from Dinoponera quadriceps, 678 nucleotides. RefSeq lists its product as uncharacterized. The transcript is spliced from 2 exons. NCBI's taxonomy places the organism in Eukaryota, Metazoa, Arthropoda, Insecta, Hymenoptera, Formicidae. The record is from RefSeq and is a predicted model, not a curated record. The coding region runs from base 17 to 535 and encodes 172 amino acids.
GGCUCAAAUAGGAAAAAUGGAAAAAUGCUCAGAGUCUUGGUGCGAAUGGAAGAAGGCGCAAGCAACGGGUUCCUUAGACUCCUUUCAUCAUAAGCCGGCACUAUCGAACGAAGUUUUUGAAGCCAUCAGACCAAUCUACGAGGAUUUGAGCCGUGACGAGUUGCUGAAUCGUUGCUUGGGAGGCUAUACGCAGAACAGCAACGAAAGUUUUAAUUCUACAGUCUGGCACUUGGCUCCUAAAAAUUAUUCAAGCGGAAAGAAAAUAUUACAAAUAGCAAGUGACAUUGCUGUUUGUAAUUUUAAUGAUGGACUGAUAAACGUUUUAAGAAUAAUGAAAGUGAUGGACAUGAACAUUGGACCACAAUCCUACAACUUUUGCUUAGAGACGGACGCUGCUCGAAUACAACGCGCGGACCGCUCUUUGACGGACGCAGCGAAAGAGGCUCGCUCCAGCAUAAAAGCGUCCAGGAAAGAAAACGAGGAGGAGUUUAGCAACCUGGAAGGUCAGCUUUACGGUGCUGGAAUAGCAGAUUAAAGAUUAAUUUUUGCUGCACUUCUACUGCGUGCCGCGGAGCCCCUCCAAAAAAAACCGUUCCGCAGAAACGGCUGUUGGGCAGCCAUUUUGUAAUAUUUUUUAAUAAACAAAAUUUUUUUUAAAACUUCAAAACAUGCUUAACA